GAUAUAGAAUCUGAGUCAUUUGGAACCUUCCUGUGUAAAAUGCUUAGAUGUCCUGAUAUAGAAAAAGGAAGCAUGGAAACAGUUGAAGUGUUUGAUUCAGAAGGCAAAGGCAGGGGGCUGAAAGCAACAAAAGAAUUUUGGGCUGGAGAUGUAAUUUUUGCAGAGCGAGCCUAUGCUGCAGUGGUAUUUGACAGCCUUAUGCACCUUGUCUGCCAUACUUGCUUCAAGAGGCAUGAGAAACUCCAUCGUUGUGGCCAGUGCAAGUUUGCACACUACUGUGAUCGCACCUGCCAGAAGGAUGCCUGGCUGAAUCACAAAAGUGAAUGUUCUGCAAUAAAAAAGCGUGGAGCAGCCCCAAAUGAAAACAUCAGAUUGGCUGCCCGAAUCCUGUGGAGAAUUGAAAGAGAAGGAGGAGGCCUUACUGAGGGGUGUCUGGUUUCCAUUGACAGCCUGCAAAACCAUGUAGAACAUUUUGGGGAGGAGGAAAAGAAGGAGCUGCGGAUGGAUCUGGAGAGCUUCCUGGAGUUCUGGCCACCUGAGAGCAAACAGUUUGGCAUGCAAUACAUCUCCCACAUAUUGGGUGUGAUCAAUUGCAAUGGUUUCACCCUGAGUGACCAAAGGGGACUUCAGGCAGUUGGUGUAGGCAUUUUCCCCAAUCUUUGCUUGGUGAAUCAUGAUUGUUGGCCCAAUUGUACUGUCAUCUUUAACAAUGGCAAGAUAGAGCUACGUGUAUUGAGUAAGAUCUCUGUAGGAGAAGAGCUGACUGUUUCCUAUAUAGACUUUCUCAAUGUCAGUGAAGACAGAAAGCAGCAACUGAAAAAACAGUAUUAUUUUGACUGUACCUGUGAGCAUUGCCAGAAAGGAAUCAAAGAUGACCUGAUGUUGGCUUUGAAAGAAGGGAAUGAAAAGGCAUCUCAAGAAAUGAUGAAAGAGGUCAUUCAGUUUUCUAAGGAAACCAUGAAAAAAGUUGAUAUAGCUCGUUCUGAUGGGAUAUACCAUGAAGUGGUGAAAUUGUGCCGAGAGUGUCUAACAAGGCAGGAACCAGUGCUGGGAGAAACCAAUAUUUAUCUGCUGCGAAUUCUUAGCAUCUUGUCUGAAGUUCUCUCUUACCUCCAGCUCUUCGAUGAGGCUUCUGGCUAUUCGAAACAGAUGGUGGAUGGUUACCUAAAGCUUUACCAUCCCAAAAAUGCCCAACUUGGGAUGGCACUCAUGAGAAGUGGAGUCACCCACUGGCAUGCUGGGCUUAUUGAAGCAGGCCAUGGGAUGCUUUGCAAAGCUUAUGCUAUUCUUUUGGUGACACAUGGACCCACUCAUCCAAUUACCAAAGAUUUGGAAGCCAUGCGUAUUCAAUCUGAGAUGGAGCUACGCAUGUUUCAACAAAAUGAAUUUAUGUAUUACAAGAUGAGAGAGGCAGCUCUGAAGAACCAAAAGAUCCAGAUCAUGCCUGAGCCCACCAAUGAGGCUUCAGUUGGCCUCUUUCAGAAGAAGCAAUAAUAAGCUCCUUUGCUGAUUUGAAUAUGUACCCCCAUAUUCCUGCAGCUACUGCACCAUCAGCAUUUCUUCUGCUAAGAGAAAGACUGAUAUGUGAAGGGGGAAAAUAUUUUAUCCUGAAUGUUGGCUUCCAAAGGACAAAUGUAGUUGGAAAAAUGUCAUAUAUUUUAUCAUAUUGAUUUAGAUAUGUUCACACAAUGCAUCUUCACAAUUAUUAAUAAAACUGUUGCAGUAAUGUGUAUCUUUAACACAAUUCAUUUAGGGUUGGUACAUACAUACAAAAAUGUCAUUUUGUUCUGUUUUCUAUAUUUCUUUUGAAAGUAGGAUUGUUGAAAUAAUGUGAUGAAGAAAAAAUUGCAUACAGAAAGUUAAGGUACACUGUUCCCUCCAUAAAUUAGUUGAAAACUUCCUAUAGACUGGGUUUUAGCUGUCAAAAUUUUAUUAUUAGCUUUUCAUACGGUUCUUAGUGAUCCUUCCUUCCUUGGUAUGACUUGAAAUAAUGAGGAUUGCAUGGAUUAAGGGCAUGCAAAGAUUAGAAACUGAUCCUUAGCUCAGGAGAAUGCCUCCUCUCAAUCUUGAGGCAAAAUUAUCAGAAGGAAUCUGAUUUUUCUUUCCUCAGUCUGGGGGAAUAGAUCAUCAUGAUUUCUUUCCAAUUUUACACCACGAAUCAGCAAAUAUUACACUCCAUUACUUAGAAUGAGAAGAACAAAUACUAUCAGGCUAUCGUUUUUUUUUCAAAAAGAUCAGUGAUAUGAAAUUUGGGGGAACAAAAACAGAGAGAAGGUUUUAAGGAUUUGUAGUCAAGUUUAAUUGACUACAAAUCAAUUUAGAGGUUUAAAUAAACUAAAAAGGGCAGUCAAGAAAGAAGGGGAAGCAGAAGAUGAAUGGUGAAAAUCCAUGUGGGAGAGGAUUUUGCACAGAGACAAAAUGAGUUAGACAUUUUCAUUACAGCUAUAGGUAACAAUGGAUGAAUAUACUUUUACUGGAAUUAUACAAUUAUACAAUGCUUAAAUUUAGAGUUCCUACAGCACGGUUCUUGCUCCUAACUCAGUGUGAACCAUAGUGCUUUCCAUUCCAUAUUUUAGAUUAAGAGUUUUGUGUACAUGAAAUUAUGACCAAAUUAUUAAAUGUCUUGAUCUUAAUAGGCAAAAUGUACACAGUACAUCUGUACUGUUUUGGCAAAUAGGAAAACAAUUGCAUAAUAUAGUUAUUUCAACUCAUUUUAUUAGCAAGCAUGUGCAAGAGGUAUAUGAAUGAACAUGCACACACAUACACACAAAUGUUGGAAUUCUUGCGUGACUUAAGACAUAAGAUUGGCAUUCUUUUGAAGAACUCUUCCUAUCACAAAAUGGAUAUUCAGGGUUUUUUGUAAUAAUGAAUGAACCUGGUAGCAGCAGUAAAACUUUAAUAAUGAAAUCAGCUAAAGAAGUUAAUAUAUAAAAGAAAUCUCUCUAAAGAAGUCUCCCUAAAGAGCAAAGGUUUAGGAGAAGUUAUGAAUUGUUUCAUGCAACUGUCAUAAAAGCAUUUGGGAAUAAUAUUUUUCAUGACAUUUUUUUUGCUUCCUUUUGUACAUACCCAGGAAGAUAUAGACAGAGGCAUGUCUUAGUAUCAAAAUGGAGUGAAAAUAAAACUUCACAACAUAUUAGGUGUUAUGGGGACUGGUAGAAGGUUAAAGGGAGCAAAGAUCUAAGGAAUAUACAGUACAUUCAGAAAGUAUACAGACCUCCUUCACUUUUAUCGAUUUUGUUAUACUGUAGCCUGAUCCUGCAGUUGUUGAAAUUCAUUUUGUUUUCAUUAAUCUACACUCAGUACCUCAUAAUGACAAAGUGAAAACAGAAUU
Molecule: messenger RNA, 3331 nt
Organism: Notechis scutatus (mainland tiger snake)
Lineage: Eukaryota; Metazoa; Chordata; Lepidosauria; Squamata; Elapidae
Gene: SMYD1
Product: SET and MYND domain containing 1
Cellular component (GO): nucleus
Molecular function (GO): histone H3K4 methyltransferase activity; protein binding
Source: RefSeq, a predicted model, not a curated record